Molecule: messenger RNA, 5141 nt
Organism: Vanessa tameamea
Lineage: Eukaryota; Metazoa; Arthropoda; Insecta; Lepidoptera; Nymphalidae
Gene: Uggt
Product: UDP-glucose:glycoprotein glucosyltransferase
Exons: 28
Coding region: 229-4938 (1569 amino acids)
Cellular component (GO): endoplasmic reticulum
Molecular function (GO): UDP-glucose:glycoprotein glucosyltransferase activity
Source: RefSeq, a predicted model, not a curated record
GCUCUUCUAAUAAAUAUUAUAUGCCGUGUUCAUCUGUCAUUGGUGAUUGGUGUUAAAUUGUAUCAAUAAGUAGAUGCUUAGAUAUAAUUUUUCGUAUUAAAUAAAAAAUCUAAAUAUUGUAAUAAACUACACCAAAAAUGUUAAAAUUAUAUUAAAAUAGUCUUCUUUUCUUAAUUAAAUUUUUCUUUUUUAGUUUAUUAAUGAGUGUGUGAUUAUUUUAAUAACAAAAUGAAAGCUACCGGUGGAAUAGUCUUUUUAAUUAUAUUAGCCCACGUUUUAUUCACAUUUGCUACUAACUCUGACUCCUUGAAGCGCGAAGAGAGGAAAUCUAAAGGAGUAACCACGUUCGUAAGCGCUAAAUGGGAAGUAACUCCAAUUGUUUUGGAAUUAGCAGAAUACCUUUCAGGCGAGAGCACAGACUUAUUUUGGUCGUAUUUCGAUGGAAUAAAUUCCUUAAAAACAAACUUGAAUACUCUAGAAACAGAUAAACAAGUCUAUGAUGCUUGUAUUGGGGUAGCUAGCUCACUACUAGCUCCAGCCCAACUUCGUAUGGCUAAAUUUGCUCUCUCAAUGCAUUUAACAUCACCAACUGUUCGUAUGUUUGAUCAAAUUGCUACACACAAUGGAGCUAAGGAUGUUUCGUGUGACACAUUUGUAUCAAUUGCAUCUAGAAAAAUUUGUGACAAUGAUGCAUUAAGGGAUAUACUUAAGUCAUCUGCUAAGUACGACCCUGAGGAUCAUAAACUAGAAACAUAUCUGUUAGAUCAUUCAUAUCCAAGCAGUGAUAACAAGAGUCUUACAGCAAUUCUAUAUGGAGAACUGGGAAUGGCAGAUUUUGCUGCUAAACACAAAAUCCUCUCAGGAUAUGCAGAUUUAGGCUUAAUCAACUACAUAGUUAGAUGGAAUGUUAAGCCUAGGGGAAAACCUAAAGUACGUCUGUCAGGUUAUGGAGUUGAAUUACAAUUAAAAAGUACCGAGUACAAAAGUCAAGAUGACACCACACCAAAGGAGUCAGAGAGUGGUGAAUCUUCAGUACCUUCAGCAGAAGAAGAUGAAAAUGACCCACAAAACCAAAUUGAUGGAUUUAAUUUUGGAAGGCUCAAAAACCUAUUUCCUGCCUUACGUACGCCAUUGGAACGUUUUCGACGUCACUUGUCUGAAACAAGUGAAGAACUGGCUCCACUUAAGGUUUGGCAGAUGCAGGCACUCAGUAUGCAAGCAGCUGCUGCUGUUAUAGAUGCCCAUGAUGCUGGUGGUGAUGAAGCUCUGAAAGUUUUAACAUCAAUUGCACAAAACUUUCCAAUGCAAACAAAGUCUCUCAUUCACGUAAACGUACCACGGUCAUUCCGCGACGAGGUGCUAUACAAUCAAGAUAUUUGGGCGUCAUCGCUGGGUCUGCGAGCCGCGGAGCCUCUAUUACUGGUGUCAGGCGCCCAGUACGAUGCAGAGGAGGUUGACGUACUAGCGCUGUUGAACGCUCUAAGAGACGACAUUGGCCCUAUGAACACCUUGCAUGCUUUAGGAUUAUCAAAGAAUUUCAUCAACAAGCUGAUGGCGCUCGAUGUGGGCGAGACUUACACGUGGGAGGAGUAUGGCCUAGACAUCCGCGACACGGCCAUCACGUGGCUUAACGAUUUGGAAUCAGACGAACGGUACCGACGGUGGCCUUCAUCUUUCAUGGAGUUGUUGCGGCCCACAUACCCUGGAAUGCUGAGAAACUUCAGAAGGAAUAUUUAUAACUAUGUAAUAGUAGUGGACCCGACAUGCCCGUCGUCGGCGCCGCCGCUGAAGCUGGGCGAGACGCUGCUGAAGCACGCGACGCCGGUGCGCGUGGGGCUGGUGCUGGCGCCGCCCGCGCGCGCCGCCGCCCGCCGCGCCGCGCUGGCGCUCGCCGUGCGCGCCGCCUUCAACUACGUCGCGCAGGAGAAGAACUCCAACAAGGAAGCCUUUUAUUUCCUCACGCAGCUUUUACAGACGGCCCCGGAAGACGGUGUCGAUAUUGACCACAUCAAAGAACAUUUGAAGAAAUAUGCCAGUUUUAGUGCCAACCUUGACGACAUUAUAUCUGAAGAUUCUGAAUACAACUUUGGUAAUCAAUUGGCCGAAGAAUUCGUUUCGAAAUUAGGAACCGAUAAAUAUCCUCAGGUAUUGAUAAACGGCGUACCACUGUGGGACGACAGUGCGACGCCGGUGACGUCGUCUGUGGAGCUGCUGGAGGAGGCGCUGGUGACGGCGCUGUCCCGCCACACUGGACGCCUGCAGCGAUCAGUUUUUCGCGGUGAACUCGCCGAUACAGACGACGCAGUCGAUUAUCUUAUGAAACAACCCCAUAUUAUGCCGAGAUUGAAUCGCCGAGUUUUGUCGUCUGACCCAUCUCAAUAUUUGGAUUUAUCAGGAGUUCCAUCUUCGACUGAAUUAUUUACAGAAGAUAAAAUCCAUCGUCUACUACAUUUGACGGGUCGUGACGCUCUGGCAACAGCUCUCCCGAUACUAAAGUACUUUUCAAAACCGGGAAAACAGGAAAAGAUAACUCAGACCAUCUGGGUUAUCGGUGAUCUCAAUGAGAAGGAUACUAGAGAAUUACUGAGAAAUGCACUAACUUUUAUGAGGGAGACAGGAGGAGCGCGUGUGGCGUUCAUACCGAAUGUAGACGGCACGUCGAGUGAGGACCAGUCGCUGAACAAGGUGGUGCUGGCAGCGGUGACCGCAUUGGACUCCGCAGCGGCCACCAAGUACGUCGUGCGCCUGCUGGAAGACGAGGGUUGCCAGGAGAGACAAGACUGUGAAAUAUUGCCCGAGCUGGUGCCGCUGCUGCACAAGUACGAGUGGGUGCUGAAGGGCUCGCGCGUGCUGAGCGCGCGCGGCGCGCGGCUGCGGGCGGGCGCGCGCGCGCUCGUGCACAACGCGCGCCUCGUGGGGCCGCUCGCCCGCGGGGAGCGCUUCUCCCUCGACGACUUCGUGCUACUCGAGAGGUACAGCAACCAAGUGUAUGGCGAUAAGUUGUCAGAAGUACUUAAUAAAAAAAAUACCGUGAGCAAAAACGACGUAGACGAAGAUGAUGACGCGGUGGAGCUGUCGACGGAGAAGUACCUGCAGGUGGUGGCGGUGCUGUCGGCGCGCAGCCCGCGCGCGCGCACGGCGCUGCCGGCCGGCCUGCGCGCCGAACACUCCGUCGUGGACCUGGCGCCGCUCUACGACGACGAGGCGGCCGUCGAGAUCGUGGCGGUGGUGGACCCAGCGUCGACGGCGGCUCAGCGCUUGGCGCCGCUGCUGUUGGUGUUGCGACGCGUCGUCAAUUGUAGGCUGCGAUUGUUCCUCAACCCGCAGGACAAAAACUCCGAUAUGCCACUUAAGAGCUUCUACCGCUACGUGCUGGAGCCGGAGCUGCAGUUCAGCAGCUCGGGCGCGCUGGGCGCGGGCGCGGCGGCGCGCUUCUCCCGCCUGCCGCACGCGCCGCUGCUGUCGCUGGAGCUGCGCACGCCGCCCAACUGGCUCGUCGAGUGCGUCAAGUCCGUCUACGACCUCGACAACAUCCGCCUGGCCGACGUUGACUCGGUGGUGCACAGCGAGUUCGAACUGGAAUAUCUACUACUGGAAGGUCACGCGUGGGACACUAACCUAGGAACGCCUCCCCGUGGCCUGCAGCUCGUGCUGGGCACGCGGGACAAACCCGAGACUAAGGAUACAAUUGUGAUGGCUAAUCUUGGAUACUUCCAGUUGAAGGCUAAUCCUGGAGCCUGGACAUUGCGACUAAGACCGGGCCGUUCGGAUGAAAUUUACGAAAUUGUGGGGCAUGAAAAUACAGACACACCAGCCGGCAGUGAUGACAUCCAAGUCUUGAUGAGCUCCCUUCGAAGCCACGUUAUAAAAUUGCGUGUCAGCAAGAAACCGGAUAAACAAAAUCUUGACCUACUUGUCGAAAAUGAUGAAAAGAAUACCGGUGGAAUUUGGAACUCUAUUGCAAGUUCAUUCGGCGGCGGCGAAGACCAAGAAACUCAAGAUGAGACGAUUAACGUGUUCUCGGUAGCGUCGGGUCAUCUCUACGAGAGGUUCCUGCGUAUUAUGAUGUUGUCCGUUUUGAAGCACACAAAGUCACCGGUCAAAUUUUGGUUCUUGAAGAAUUAUCUUAGCCCGUCUUUAAAGGACAUUCUACCGUACAUGGCGCAAGAGUACGGGUUCCAGUACGAGUUGGUACAGUACCAGUGGCCCCGAUGGCUGCAGCGACAGCGCGACCGGCAGCGAACUAUCUGGGGGUACAAGAUUCUGUUCCUAGACGUGCUCUUCCCGCUGCACGUCAAGAAGAUCAUAUUCGUCGACGCUGACCAGAUUGUUCGAGCUGACCUGAAGGAACUAGUUGAUUUGGAUCUCGCUGGUGCUCCUUAUGGUUACACACCCUUCUGUGAUAGUAGAAAAGAAAUGGAAGGAUUCAGGUUCUGGAAGCAAGGUUACUGGCGCAAUCACCUCCAGGGUCGCAGCUACCACAUCAGCGCGUUGUACGUGGUGGACCUCAAGCGCUUCAGACGGAUCGCUGCCGGCGACCGCCUUCGCGGCCAGUACCAGGCCCUCAGCCAGGACCCCAAUAGUUUAUCUAACUUGGAUCAAGACUUACCUAACAACAUGAUUCACCAAGUGGCUAUAAAAUCACUACCACAGGAAUGGCUUUGGUGCGAAACUUGGUGUGAUGAUAAUUCAAAGCAAUACGCUAAGACAAUUGAUUUGUGCAACAACCCAAUGACCAAAGAGGCGAAGCUGUCGGCUGCCAUGCGGAUCGUGCCCGAGUGGCGCCACUACGACGACGAGGUGCGGGCGCUGCAGGCGCGCGUGCGGCGCGGCCUGUACCAGCACGCCGACGGGGAACAGGAAAUCGAUGCACAUCAUGAAGAAAUUACCAAAACAGGAACUACCUCAGAUGAUGAACACAAACAUACGGAGUUAUGAUGGAAUGGUGUUAAUCAAUAUUGUAACUUAAUGUUUUGUUAUUCCAGUUUUGGUUGUGUAUUGUGAACGUUUGUGCGAACUUAAGUGCUCAUGAAAGUAAACUUAUCGUGUCUCUAUAAUAAUAUAGUUAAAUUUAUUUGCACUGUACUUUGUAAAUAUUAGCUAAAACAAAUUCCAUUAUUAUAAAAUUUUUGUUUGCAAUU